Molecule: messenger RNA, 1860 nt
Organism: Onychostoma macrolepis
Lineage: Eukaryota; Metazoa; Chordata; Actinopteri; Cypriniformes; Cyprinidae
Gene: aida
Product: axin interactor, dorsalization associated
Exons: 10
Coding region: 152-1063 (303 amino acids)
Biological process (GO): determination of ventral identity
Cellular component (GO): membrane
Molecular function (GO): phosphatidylinositol binding
Source: RefSeq, a predicted model, not a curated record
GCAUCAGGCCUGUGUCGGUGUGUGGCGAUGCCACCGGAGCAUCCGGAGCCCAGUGCGUUUCCCCGGCGGUGCGCAACAAUGCGGCGCUGGACAUAAAACUUCACCAGCGAUGCCAGAGCCCUGAGCUUUCGCGCAACUUUAACCCGAGAAGAUGUCAGAUGUCACCAAAACCGUCCAGAAAUGGCACGCGAGUUUUAAAAAGGGCACGGACUUUGAUUCGUGGGGGCAGCUGGUGGAAGCCAUCGAUGAAUAUCAAAUACUCGCAAGGCAGCUUCAGAAAGAAGUGCAGUCGUCAAACUCGCAUGAUUUCACAGAGGAACAGAAGAAAACCCUGGGAAAGUUUGCAACAUGCCUUGAAAUGCGAAGUGCAGCCUUACAGUGCACACAAUCUCAAGAGGAGUUCAAGUUAGAAGACCUGAAAAAACUGGAGCCCAUUAUUAAGAACAUUCUGACUUACAACAAAGAUUUCCCUUUUGAUGUCCAACCAGUGCCUUUGAGGAAGAUUCUUGCCCCCGGUGAGGAGGAGAACCUGGAGCUUGAGGAGGAGCUGGACGCUGGGACUGGAGCAGGUUUAACACCAUCCUUCCCUUCAAGGGUUCCAGGUACGCUGUUGCCACGGUUACCCUCGGAGCCUGGAAUGACUUUGCUCACGCUGACGAUAGAGAAGAUCGGUCUGAAAGACGCAGGACAGUGCAUUGACCCGUACAUUACAGUCAGUGUUAAAGAUCUGAACGGUAUAGACUUGAACCCGGUUCAGGACACGCCAGUGGCCACGCGGAAGGAGGACACAUAUAUUCAUUUUAGCGUGGAUAUAGAAAUCCAGAAACAUUUAGAAAAACUACCAAAAGGUGCAGCUAUUUUCUUCGAAUUCAAACACUACAAACCCAAGAAAAGAUUCACUAGCACGAAGUGUUUUGCUUUCAUGGAAAUGGAUGAAAUCAAACCAGGUCCCAUUGUUAUAGAACUGUACAAGAAACCGACUGACUUCAAGAGGAAGAAACUCAGCCUCCUGACAAAGAAACCACUUUACCUGCACCUUAACCAGACUUUGCACAAAGACUAAACCAAGAUCCGACAGCCAAACACUUGACGGACAGUGAAGGUUAUAUUUCUCUGAUACGUUUGGUGCAUCACCUCUCACAUUCCUUGCAAUAUCGGACACUUUUCUUCAUAUCUCCAGUCUGAAGUUUGGGAAACUUCUCCGCGGUGCUUCAUCUGAGAGAGAAACGAGUGUUAGAAAUGGAAACGAUUGCAAAGACUGAAUUGUGUACAAAUUAUGUUGAUUUCUGAUGGAAAUGGAUGGAUAUAACACAACCUCCCAUUGGUUUUUAUAUUUUUAUUGCAUUAGAGAAACCGCUCGCCCUCAUCUUCUAAACCUGUAUGCUGUUAUUAUUUGCAAAUCUCUUUUUUUUUUUUAAUGACAUGUAAACAUAGAAAAAAAGACUAAGCACCAUUAAACAUCAUAAAAAUUAUCUAUUUUUAUGUUUUACGUUUUCUGAACCCAUACAAGCUUUGUAGACUUAAUAUUAAAGUGUUAUUCAGUGAAAAUCUCCAAUAUUUUCUAAUUGGCGUUUGAUUCUUAAAACCAAUUGAAUCUGAAUUUAUAACUUUGGUUUGGUUUUUGUCUAUGCAUAUGUACUAUGUCUAUGCAUACAUAUGAGGAAAAAACAGCAUACAAAUUUGGAAUUAUAUGAGGGUGAGUAAACAAUGACAGAAAAUUAACUUUUGAAUGAACUAUUCCUUUAUAAAUGUUGUUUAACAUUCAAGUUUAUUGCUUUUAUUGAGUAUGCAUUGCUUGCUAAUGCUAUAUAUGGAGUACAUGAAAACCCUAAAAAAACAACACUAAACAUCUAAAAUAUA